AUGGUCCGCGAGUUCGAAAUCCCACUCAGCGACGCCAACCUCGAAGACGCCCAAUUCCGGCUCGACAACGAGCGCAACGAGAACGGCCAGCCCAUCCCCCACCGCGAAUGGACCACGGGCAUCGACCGCGUCGGCUCGGCCGCGCGCAUGGCCGUCAAAGGCCGCAUGCCCCUCGUCGCGCACGGCUUCGACGCCCCCGGCAGCAAAACGCGAACCCCGCUCACGCUGGUGGUCCUUGAGUGGAGCACCGAGCGGCUGCGGCUCGACCGGCGGUUUCGCGAGGUCACGCUGGAGGUGUCGUUCGCGGCGCAUGGGAGCCGUCGUGAUGCGGAACCGGAGGCACGGCGUUUGAGGGAUAAGGGCGUCGGGCGCCAGUACUGGGACCCGGAGGUGCUUGCUGUUGCGCCUGAGGGUCUACUGGGAGCGUGGUGA
Messenger RNA from Chaetomium globosum CBS 148.51, 432 nucleotides. RefSeq lists its product as uncharacterized. The record is from RefSeq and is a predicted model, not a curated record. The coding region runs from base 1 to 432 and encodes 143 amino acids. The transcript is spliced from 2 exons. NCBI's taxonomy places the organism in Eukaryota, Fungi, Ascomycota, Sordariomycetes, Sordariales, Chaetomiaceae.